AUCGCAUUCGAUUGGGAAACUGGUUGUGGUUGCGUUAAUCGAAAGUAGGCUAGGAAUCGCAAAAAAAAGAAAAGACGAAGAAAAUGAUUUUGCGUGUACUGUUCUUAGGUUUAUAUUGUGUAUUUUUAAACAGUUCUGUUGUAAAAUCUCAAUGUCCAUGUGAGACCAAGCAAUUAUGUGAACCAGUGAAAAAUACAACGAGAAAAGAGGUUUUCAUGUUCUCUCUACAUGACAUCAAGCAGACAUGGAGUAGGUUUGACUGGACGAAGGUUACCACAGUGAUAAUGGUGGGCUAUGUUAGUCCACAGUUGAUGUGUUUUGCUCAUAAACAUGACGCCAGGGUGGUUACGAUAGGAAGUCUUCCUGUCAACAAUUUGACAAAUGUAGACGACAGAAAAAGGUGGAUUUCCUCGCAGCUCAAACUUGUUCGGGACAAUUUUCUGGAUGGAAUUAAUAUUGAUUUUGAGUCUGCCAUUCCACACAACAAACCAGACCUGAAACAAGCUUUCACCGACUUGGUUAAUGAAACGAACCAGGCUUUUAAGAAUGUUUUGCCAAACUACCAGGUCACUGUAGAUGUAGCAUGGAGUCCCUUGGACCAUGACAGGUGUAUUGAUAAUCGUUGCUACGACUACCCUGUCCUGUCAACAGUUAGUGACUUCCUGUUUGUAAUGUCAUAUGAUGAGCAGAGUCAGAUAUUAGGUGACUGUGUAGCUGCGGCAAACUCAGGAUUCUACAAAACACUGACUGGACUUCAAGGCUAUCUGAAGUAUGCCCGGAUUCCACCAAAUAAACUAGUUUUAGGUGUUCCGUGGUAUGGCUACAAAUACCAGUGCCUGAACUUUGACACAAAAACCAAAAAAUGCGAAAUUGCCAAAGUUCCUUUCCGUGGUGUGAAUUGCAGUGAUGCGGCAGGGAAGCAGUUUGACUUUCGAGUCAUUAUUCCAAUGAUGGAAGCAUCAACAUCCAAGAGAAUAUGGGACAAAAAUACACUAACUCCUUAUUUUUACCAAAAGAAUACAACAAGUGGCGAGUAUUACGAGGUUUGGUAUGAUGACCCGGAAAGUCUCUCUCUGAAGUACCAGCUGGCUGACAAGAUUGGUUUGAGAGGUGUCGGUGUGUGGAACGUCGACUGUCUGGACUAUGGCGACACACCGUCUGCAAUCAAGUGGCGCACCAAGAUGUGGAACAUGGUCCCGAAAUACCCACGUUGAGCUUGGUGCUCAAAAUUAGUGCCUAUUGUUUUGCUAUUGUUACAUUUAUAACCAGCCUCGGUGGUUCCAGAUCAUAUCAUCCACUAUUUUUUUCAUCCCUGGUCAUUUCAUCCACUUUUUUCUUUCUUUUUUCUAUUUUUUAAUUUAUUGCCAUUUAAGUUCAAAUCUUUAAAAGUAAUAGUAUUUGCAUUAUAGUUAACAAAUAUUUAUGUGACAUGUAUACAGAUGAUAGAUGAAAACAUUCUGUUUCAUCUAUUAAAAUGUUAUCACAGUUGGUAAUGCAACCCUAACUGGUAAUUAGUGUACCUGUGAGCUACAACCGGCCUCAGUGGCACAGUGGUUAAGCCAUCAGACUACAAGCUGGUAGGUACAGGGUUCACAGCUCGGUACCGGCUCCCACCCAGAGUGAAUUUUAACAACUGAGUGGGUAGGUGUAA
Molecule: messenger RNA, 1651 nt
Organism: Gigantopelta aegis
Lineage: Eukaryota; Metazoa; Mollusca; Gastropoda; Neomphalida; Peltospiridae
Product: di-N-acetylchitobiase-like
Exons: 7
Coding region: 84-1214 (376 amino acids)
Biological process (GO): chitin catabolic process; carbohydrate metabolic process
Cellular component (GO): extracellular region
Molecular function (GO): chitin binding; chitinase activity
Source: RefSeq, a predicted model, not a curated record